CCCCGUCGUCUUUCCUAGAGCACUAGUUGCACUCAUCACCACACGACGACUUGUAUUCAAGCCCAUUAAGAACUUGCAAAUUCCAUACUGCUAGCUGACGGAUCAAUCUCUAAUAGUACAUCAUAGGAACGUCAAGUGCCUUGCCCACUUCAGCAAGGUAGAUCUGACAGCCAUGUCGUUUUACCCACGUCUGCCUGAUGAGCUGAAGCUCAAUAUCUGGGAGAAAGCCAGCCUGCCAGCUGGCGUUCAUCGCUUCACGAUGAGGACAUACGACGACAACUCUUUUCUGGGUAUCGAGAUUACGCCGAUGCGCGGCACGUUCCGAAGUGACCCGUCGGCCUGGCGAGCGAGGGAGGUACUCGGACGGGUCGACGGCAUCGCAGCAGAAGUCGCCGUGCAGCAAAUCCGCAACGGCACGCCUCAUGUAAUCGAACUCUCUAAAACCCCCAACCGGCAGGGCGUCGUACCGCACCGGUUGAGCAGACCUAGGGUUGCGAUUGAUGCCGCAAAUGAUCUCGUCCACUUCGAGGUUAUCGGCGAGGUCUGUAGCGCGGAAAUAGCGCCCCUCAAUCCCGCGCGUCGUAUUCUGAGACCGACCCGAGUCGCCAUCGACUUUAAGAAGCCGCGCAUCAGCGCGAACGAUUACUUUGACACAUUCAGCUGUGUUUGCGAUGUUGACGAUCCGGAGGAGGAAAGCCACAAGGCACUCUGCCCAAUCAAGGUCGCCGAAUUCAUCGCCUUCUUCCCUGAACUCGAGGUGUUCUAUAUUGCCGUCAAGCUACACCUUCGCAGUGUCUUGUCGUUAAAAAAAAGAGGCACCAAGAGAGCCCACGACGGUCAAGCGGUGGAGAACGCGUCGGAGCAGGAGGAUGAGAAAGACAAGGUCUCUGUUGCCCUGGAGAAAUUCCGACGCGCCGCGCGGCUCCACAACCUCGAUGUUUUCCAGGACAGCGAGUACACCUACUACGAGGUGCGAGAGUGCGACACCGGGUGCCUCGCCGCCGACGAAUACAUCUGGGACGCCGCUAAGGGGACUGAGGUGGUAUGCCAAGACGAAGAAGAAGGCAUAAUCGGCGACCGCCGAAGACGAGAGGCAUUCCGAUGCAAGGUCCUGGUGUACUGCGAGACCGAGCGUCCGGCCAACACCUCGGGACGAGCCGGCGGAUCGGCACCGCACGAGCUUCAGUAGCUUCGGGGCGGACAGGGAGGGCUUCUCUGGCUUUCGAGAGCCGGAACUGCCCCUCUGAGCUGGAGACGCGGGUUGGUCCCGUGAACGGCAGGCUGGAGUGGGAUGGAGGGAAAAGCUGGCGCGACGCCGAGGGAUCCGGUCUGCGUUCAGCAGAACCGCGGACUGGGGCCCUCCUCCUAUCAGGACGGGUAUAUCUGCUCCGUCUUUUUUUUUUUCUUCACUCUCUCCCCUCAACACCAGGACACGAGGCAGCCAGUGGCGGUCCUACACGGCAACACGUAAUUUUUUUCUCGUUUUUCUACUCGGGGUGUGUUGCCCGUGGACUGGAUCAGCUGGCUGCUGAUGUGCCUACCUAAUUGCUAAUAGUUAAUAUUGGUCCCCGGGCCGUAAGCCCAAGGGGGGGACUGUGAGUACUGACUGAGGCCGAGAUCGGCCCCGUCAUCAGGG
Durotheca rogersii is the source of this 1636-nucleotide messenger RNA. RefSeq lists its product as uncharacterized. NCBI's taxonomy places the organism in Eukaryota, Fungi, Ascomycota, Sordariomycetes, Xylariales, Xylariaceae. The coding region runs from base 173 to 1189 and encodes 338 amino acids. The transcript is spliced from 2 exons. The record is from RefSeq and is a predicted model, not a curated record.